AUUUCGUUUUUAUAAAGAUGGCGCCAGCCUUGGAUGGCGUAUGGGGCAAGCCGACAUCUACUCUCGAUUGGUGCGAGCGGAAUUAUGAAGUGACGGCGUACAUUGCAGAGUUCUGGAACACGGUGAGCAACCUUGCCAUGAUAGUGCCCCCGGCGUACGGAGCCAUCCAAGCGUGGAGAAAGAACCUGGAAACUCGGCUCGUGCUGUGUUACGGAUUCUUGCUGGUUGUUGGCAUCGGAUCGUGGUGUUUUCAUAUGACACUCUGGUUCGAGAUGCAGCUUCUAGACGAACUGCCCAUGGUUUGGGGAACCUUAAUACUCGUCUACACCCUGGCCGAAGUAUCCAAGCCAGCGCAUACGAACAACUACUACUUAAUGGCAGGCCUCAUACUUUAUGGUACUGUCAUCACCGCUGUUUACCUGACAAUCAAAGUUCCCGUGUUUCACCAGGUCGCUUACGGGUUCCUGGUGGCCGUGACAUUCUUCAUGAGUCUUAGGCUAGCAUGGCAGCAGUAUUUUGAGGUGUGGCUGUUUGCUGCGGCCACCCUCUUGUACCUGACAGGGUUCCUCGUCUGGAACGUGGACAACAGCUUCUGUGCAGAGCUGAGCUCUACCCGGGCCAGUCUACCGCCCCUGGUGGUGCCCUUCUCGCAGUUCCACGCACUCUGGCACUGCUUUGCCGGCUAUGGUGCCUACAUCAGCAUACUCUACUGUUGUCAAGCCCGGCUGUCUCAUUUGAAACAAGAGUGCCGAAUGAAGCUUGGACCUGUGGGCCUAGAAAUCCAAGUUGGCAAGAGCAGGAGACCUUCAAGACCAAAGUCCCAAUGAUGGCCGAGCUGUUCUUUCCUGCGCCAAAAUGUGGACGACCAGACCCCGAGUUCAUACGCUAGCUGUGACGAACGGGUGUUGGCCCGUGCGAUGGCAUUUCGUUUCCCGCACGUGGAACUUAAAAGUGCGGCAUAUACUCCCACACUGCCCGUUUUUGGUGCAGUGUCGCUACAAACGCCUUAGAAUUGUAUACUUCAUGCCUCUUUUAAAAUGUUGACCUUUUGUAAUCGCUCGUUUCAUCUCGUUUGCUAAGCUACCACUGGAACACUGAGGUUAGCCUGGACGCCGUAUCACUUUGUUUCUCCUUAGGAGGUACGGCGGCAAAGGCCACAAGCAGCAGCUUUUUGCUCAGGUACACGGCUUGACUGCGCAUAUUCUUGCGCAGCAGGAGCAACUGCCAAAACUAGGAGCUCUGGCUUCUAAUCUGCGCUGCGGUACAUUUUAAGGUGAAAUGGAGCAUAGGAGAGGCUGAUUCUGCUCGUAGUGAAACUUCCUGAAGGUGAUCUCACUGUCACGUGGGCCAUUAGUCUAGCAACAUCCGCGGAUGACAGCUCUACGACGGCAUCUGCAUUUUCGCAGAAAAAUGGAACAUGCUGUACCGAGUA
This is a messenger RNA of Ixodes scapularis (black-legged tick), 1432 nucleotides long. RefSeq names its product alkaline ceramidase 3. NCBI's taxonomy places the organism in Eukaryota, Metazoa, Arthropoda, Arachnida, Ixodida, Ixodidae. Gene Ontology annotation, cellular component: endoplasmic reticulum membrane. The coding region runs from base 18 to 827 and encodes 269 amino acids. Gene Ontology annotation, biological process: ceramide metabolic process; phytosphingosine biosynthetic process. The record is from RefSeq and is a predicted model, not a curated record. The transcript is spliced from 11 exons.